Molecule: messenger RNA, 635 nt
Organism: Aspergillus ibericus CBS 121593
Lineage: Eukaryota; Fungi; Ascomycota; Eurotiomycetes; Eurotiales; Aspergillaceae
Exons: 1
Coding region: 115-396 (93 amino acids)
Source: RefSeq, a predicted model, not a curated record
GCAAGAGCCAGGCGGAGAAGGAGGCAAGUAGAGAGGGGGGGGGGAGGAGAGGGAGGAGAGGAAUGGGAGGCCAGGAGCGGAAAGGGAGGGCAGCAGUCGACUUAUAAGAAUGCCAUGAAUGACUUUUUACUCCCAAGACAAGACGACAACGAGCGGAACGUCCAAGAACAGGCGCGACGACCAAGAAAACGAGCCCUGGUCCUGUCCCAGGGCAGAACUGCAGCGGAAAAAGGGCAGGUCUGGUUUGGCUACUACUUUUUCGCCGCCAAGACGCCCAGCUGCCGAGCCCUUGGCAUGGGCAACGUCAAGAGACUGUCACGUCCAACACCAUGGCGUGCGAGGGUUGGGACUGUGGGAGAGGGAAAUGAGGUGCCCCUUGGGGGGAAGGGGGAAUGAGAGUAGGGGAGCGGAAGAAGGAUUGCGCUGCCCUCAGCUGAACAGCCUGAGGGAAUGGGCACAGCCCGGAAGGAAGGGGAUAGGUAGCGGGGGGAGGAACCGGGGGGAGAAAUAACUAGCAAACAGUUUGAAGUGAGCCUCGACGGAGGAGAGAGCCAGCCAGAUCCAUCUCAGCUCCUUCACUUCUUCUUCUUCUCCUCCUCCCUCCCCCCUCCUUAGUGGGAGGAAGAGUGUUAUUC